Molecule: messenger RNA, 1743 nt
Organism: Daktulosphaira vitifoliae (grape phylloxera)
Lineage: Eukaryota; Metazoa; Arthropoda; Insecta; Hemiptera; Phylloxeridae
Product: nudC domain-containing protein 3-like
Exons: 8
Coding region: 100-1209 (369 amino acids)
Biological process (GO): protein folding
Cellular component (GO): cytoplasm
Source: RefSeq, a predicted model, not a curated record
UCUCGCACAGAACUUGGUGCUUCUAUGAAACUUCAAGAAAUAUAUUUAUGAAUUUAUUGAAUAGUUCUCUACUAUUAGAAAUUCAAACUUUACGAUAGGAUGGAGUCACAUACAGUUAAAAAUUAUUUAAAUCCUAAGUAUGAUGAAAUGUUUUUAAAUGUUGCUCGUGAAACUGACACAAUAGAAGAAUUUAUGUAUGCGCUUUUUGAAUUUUUAUUUAAAAGGACAAUGUUUGUUACAACAUCUAAUAACCAAAAGGAAUCAAUUUACUUAUUAAAUAACUAUUUUAAAAAUUGGUGGAAUUUAUCUAUGAAUGAAAAAAAUAAGUUUUAUGAAGAUUUGCCAUUAGUUGAUUUAACAGAUCAAAUAGUUGAUCAUAUUGAAGAAGUUACGCUUGAAGAUGAUGAUAAACUUGUAGAUAAACAUGUUGUGUAUAAUAGCAAUAUUAAUCAAAAUUUAUCACAUAAUUUAUCUACGUAUUCCAAAAUUCAUGAAGAUUCUGGAGAAAAAACUACUUAUUGUAAAAAAAAAUUUGAUGUUAGUAUUAAUAAUGAUCAAGAUAAUAUAAACAUAAAUACUGAACAAAUGAAAAAUAAAGAUUCUAACAUAACUAUUAUUGAAGAAAAUUCUUUAAAAAAUGAUUUUCAAACACCUUAUGAGAAAAUAGUAAAUAAAAACAGUUGUAAAAAUUGUAUUGACACAACAAAUGGAGUUGAUCUUGGACAUUACUGGUGGUCACAAACUUUUAGUGAUAUCUGUCUAAAUAUUGAUCUCUCAGGCUUAGUCAAAAAUUCUAAAGAUAUCUUCGUAAAGGUAACAUCAAUGAAUUUAGAAAUAAAAAUAUUUAAAAAUAAUGUAUGGAAAACAUUAAUACACGACAAUUUUUUUAAAACUAUCAAAGACCACUUAUGGACUUUGACACCAGAAAAACAUUUACAGUUAAAUUUAGAAAAAUCAAAAGCUGAGUUUUGGUCAAAAUGUCUGUGUAAUGACUCUUAUACAGUAAACAAAAAAAAUGUUGAACAUCAUAUUCCAUUUCAUGAACUGCCUGAAGGUGAAAAAAGUAAAAUUAGUGAAAUAAUAUGUAAACAAGAAGAUAUUGAAUCUCAAAAUAAUGAGAAUCUUGAAAAAUUGAAAAAAGCUUGGAAUUUACCAGGAUCACCAUUUGCAGGAACACCCUUUGAUCCAGAUAUUGUUCAAUUUCCAUAAAUAAUCGUGUUUUAUGUAUAAAUUUAAUGAUUAUAUAUUGUGUAUUUGAUUAUUAUAUUAGAUUAAGGAUCUAUUAAAUUAUUUUUGAAAUUUUAACAAAAUUAGAACAUUAACUACUUUUUAUAUAUUGUUAAAGUUUAAUUGACAUUCAACAUUUAUGUGUAUAAGUAAAGAUGUACGGACUACUCAUCUUUUGAGUAAAUGUUGGAUACUCGAUUUUCUUUUUUAGGACUUUGCAAUUAACUUGUAUUUGGUUUGUAAGAAUUUUUUUACUCGUUAUUCUGUUUGUAAGCACUUUUUCAAUCAGUUGUUACUCAUUAUUUGGUUAGUACAUGUAUUUACUAUUCGAAAUAUCUUCAAUAUAUAAGGUAUUAUUUUACCAACAAUUUUUUUUUUAUAAAUGUAAAGAAAAUUUGUAAUAAUUGUGGUAUUUAUUUUUUCAUCUUGUAUGGUUUAAGUUUAAUUUAAUAUGAUAAUGCAUGUUUGUAAGUAAUUUAUAUUUGAACAUAAAAUUAUAGUAUAGUUUUAAUUAUA